AGAAGUUCACCAAAAAAAAUGGCAGCGCAGCAACAACCCGGUGGACCGAUUCCUCAAAUUGGAAUGCAGCAAGCUGCUACACUUCAACAACAGCAGUUGAGUCAACAGCAAGAUUUCGACCCUGUUCAUCGAUUCAAAAUGCUUAUUCCACAAUUAAAAGAGAGCCUCCAGAAUGUCAUGAAGAUUGCCUCUUUAAAUUUGGGACAUAAUACAUCAAUUGACAAUGGCAUAAAGAGCAGUGAUGCCAGUGUACAGCGGUUUGACAAGAGUCUGGAAGAGUUUUAUGCCCUAUGUGAUCAGCUGGAACUCUGCUUACGGCUUGCCUACGAGUGCUUAUCCCAGAGCAUUGACAGUGCCAAGCACUCUCCUAACCUGGUCCCAACAGCCACCAAGCCUGACACCGUGCAGACAGAGUCCCUGUCCUACUCACAGUACCUCAGCAUGAUCAAGUCGCAGAUCUCCUGUGCCAAAGACAUUCAUAACGCUCUAUUGGAGUGCUCAAAGAAAAUCGCAGGAAAGGGCCAGCCACCAGGAAUCCUGUAGAAAUGGGCACUUCAUUUCAUUAUAUUAUUAUUUUUCUAAAGUUAUUUGAAUGUUUUGUUGUUGUACUGAUUGAUAAAGACAUACAAAGUUGAUUUAACUGUUUAA
This is a messenger RNA of Oncorhynchus masou masou (cherry salmon), 648 nucleotides long. Its product is annotated as mediator of RNA polymerase II transcription subunit 29-like. The coding region runs from base 19 to 543 and encodes 174 amino acids. Lineage: Eukaryota; Metazoa; Chordata; Actinopteri; Salmoniformes; Salmonidae. The transcript has 4 exons. The record is from RefSeq and is a predicted model, not a curated record. Gene Ontology annotation, cellular component: mediator complex. Gene Ontology annotation, molecular function: transcription coregulator activity; transcription factor binding. Gene Ontology annotation, biological process: regulation of transcription by RNA polymerase II.